GAAAGCCAAAAUCAAACCUUAUGCUUACUGAUUGUUCCCUUUACCGAAAGUGCUCUGGAUCCUUUUUUUAAAUUUCUCUUCUACCUUAUUUUUCCAACAAGUUUUGGAAAUGUUAGAGAGACACCCACAUGGCUGUCCAAGCCCAAUGCAACAUCUCCUCUGGCUCUGACCCAGCCUGUUAUGAUGAAGGAUCAGGUCCCCUCGCGGUCAUUAUUAUUCCAAGCUUGCUGGCUCUCAGCACCCUGAUUGUUGUGUCGCAGAUAAUAUGGAGCUUUGUUACCAAAAGAUCUUCAGCUCAGAAAAUCACAAGCUCAUCUUCAAAUGUAAAUGAAAGGGAACAUGUCCAACUGGAUGCAGGGAUUGGAAGCUUACGGCCUGCAAAUGUUCUGGGUCCAUUAGAGCUACCUGUUCAGUGCACCCUGGAGGGAGUGGAGGUGCUUCAGAUGGGACGUUAUGGACCAAUCUGCAUGGGUCAGCUAAAACAAGACAACACAUCCACUGCUGUUAUGAUUAAAACUCUUAAAGACAGAUCAACUCAAUCGGAGUCUGCAGAAUUUAUGGAUUUGGUCCUCUUCCAUGCAGCAGUGAGCAAACAUGAGAAUAUAGUCAAGCUGCUUUUCUGCCAGACACGCCGGACGCCCAUGUACCUGCUUUUGGAGGCAAGCGUUCCAGGAAACCUCUUGAAUUUCCUCUGGAGUCUUCGAGAGGACAGGUGUGGUGAAUCUUCAGUGUUUUCAGAAAAAUCAGUCUUUCUAGUAGCUAAGCAGAUAGCAGCGGGUCUGGACUAUCUACACUCCCACCACAGAGUAAUUCAUGGGGAUGUUGCAGCGAGGAACAUGUUGAUCGGUUCAGCGUUCUCUGUCAAGGUCUCUGGAUUGGAUUUUGCUUUUGAGAGCAGACAGAAGAAAAAAGUGGACAGGGAACAAGAAGCCAACGUGCCGGUAAAAUGGCAGGCCCCGGAACGGAUGAUGAGGCUCCCUCUAACAGACAGGAGUGAUGUAUGGUCCUUUGGAAUCCUGCUUUAUGAGAUGAUAACCCUGGGGUCUCCUCCUUAUCCUGACCUGGACCCGUCUGAAGUGCUGCCCAGAACUUUAGCCCAUUACCGGAUGAAAAGACCAGAAAACUGUGGAGCUCCAUUGUUUGACUUAAUAAAGUACUGCUGCAUGUGGAACUUCAAGGACCGGCCAGUUUAUUCUGCCAUCAUUCGGCUUCUGGACUCAUACAGCUACUUUGCUGACACAAAACCACUUUGCUCUGAAGUGCAAAUAGACGUCAGUGAAUAUAAGAAGAAAGCAGGACUGCCAUCAUGAACUCUACACAUGUCCUGCUCAUUUCUAUGGUGCCUGGCAGAACUAAGUUACCCUCAGGUCAUUUCAAACAUAUAGGAAUUUGUUCAUCUUCAGAACACAAAUAUAGAUUUAUUUAAGGCAAGACAAGUUUAUUUAUACAGCACAUCUCAUA
This is a messenger RNA of Danio rerio (zebrafish), 1461 nucleotides long. Lineage: Eukaryota; Metazoa; Chordata; Actinopteri; Cypriniformes; Danionidae. The record is from RefSeq and is a predicted model, not a curated record.